UUCGUCUGCAAGUGUAUAAGAUAACUGUACGAUACGUUAUCUAAAAUACGAUAAAGACAUAUGGGACAGCUGUGUAGCAGUAAAUGCUCCAACAUUCACACAAUGGUGAGCGUUGGCUUGAGUGAAACUACCUGACAACGUUAGUCCAAACAAGAUGCAUAGCAUGGCAUUCCAUGGCGGCCUCACGGAAACUGUUCUGUUCCGUGGCUGGAGCAUCAAUGAUGCACAAGGAAUGGUCGGUUCCGUGAUCGGUGUUAUUCUUCUAUCCGCCUUGUACGAGGGCCUGAAGUCUUAUCGCGACUACCUUUACGUGCGUACGGCGUGUAUCAAGAGGAAGCAGAAAAAAUCGAGACAUUCACUGCUGUUCUCCGGAAUUCAUCUCUUUCAAACGCUCCUGCACGUGAUCCAGGUUGUGCUCGGCUAUUUUCUCAUGUUUAUUUUUAUGACGUACAACUAUUGGCUCUGCAUCGCUAUCGGUGUCGGGACAGCUCUCGGAUAUUGGUUAUUCGCGUGGGAAAAAUCUAAUAACGAAAAUACGGAAUGUUGCUCGGUACGUGAAUCGUUGGAUCGCCAUUCAUCGUCGAUCAGCGAUAUAAGAGUUAAAUACAUGAUGGCGGACAGUCGGAGUUGUGCAACGAUUUGUUCCUCAAAAUCUAACAAUCCUAUACGACAAUAUAGUUCAGUUCGCCAAAUUAUUCUCGGAUGGAACAUGUUCAGUAUCGUAACGUGGUUCUUGCUACUCGCACUCUUCUGUAUCUGGUGUUUGACGUUCUUUUUUAUCUAUACACCAAAACCGGAGGAUGAUCAUAUGGGACAUUAAGAUGAAAAAUGCGCACCAAUAAGAUCGUUCACGUCGUUAUUAAGAGAUGGAGAAAAACAUAUAAUUGGAUAGAUAUCAAAACCGAAUCAUUGGACUAUCUAACAAGCGUAUUUGUGCUGAUUUAUCAAAUUUUGAAGACAACGAUUAACAAUCGACCAGAAGAUAUUGUUUUUGCAAAUUAUUAAGAUAGCAAUUUAAUCGUUUCGUCGACGAAAGAAUAUUCGUCGUUGUGCGAUAAAGUUGUUUCAUUAAAAAUUACGUCAAGAGAAAGCGAUUUGUGAUAAAUCUGUAAAGAGAAAAUGUUUCACAUAUAUCUUUUGUACUUAGUAAAUAAUAAACAAUAAAAAUGAAGAUUUUAACCUUGAUAAA
This is a messenger RNA of Odontomachus brunneus, 1189 nucleotides long. RefSeq names its product high affinity copper uptake protein 1-like. Bases 155 to 820 code for a protein of 221 amino acids. Gene Ontology annotation, molecular function: copper ion transmembrane transporter activity. Gene Ontology annotation, cellular component: membrane. The record is from RefSeq and is a predicted model, not a curated record. The transcript has 6 exons. Gene Ontology annotation, biological process: copper ion transmembrane transport. NCBI's taxonomy places the organism in Eukaryota, Metazoa, Arthropoda, Insecta, Hymenoptera, Formicidae.